AUGGGUACAGAUGAUGAAGGACCGUCGUAUAAUGGAAUGUAUUACUCAAUUCAGCUGGAUGAUGAUUUCGUGGGUGCUGUUGUUGCUCUGUUCUAUCCAAACGUAGCCAGUAGCGAGGUAUGUUACAUCCAUCAGUCAACCGUCCGACAGGGUGUGGUCAAGUGGGUUGCACCCCCGGACCCAUGCAGUUGUAAGGAGACUCGCGUCGGGGGGUUGAACACCGUGGAAGAGCCUGAACCACCCAACGGCUUUCUCAAUGAUGUGCUCUUCACUCGCAACGAAGAGAAGUUGAGGGCGUGGUUUGGAUGUCCUAGCAUAGAAGUUCCUACAACUGCUGCAGUCACACCCACUGCUGCAAUUCCUACAACUGCUGCAGUCACACCCACUGCUGCAGUCCCUACCACUGUUGCAGUCCCUACUGCUGCUGCCACUGCUGCAGUCCCUACAACUGCUGCAGUCACACCCACGGCUGCAGUUCCUACAACUGCUGCAGUCACACCCACUGCUGCAGUCCCUACAACUGCUGCAGUCCCUACUGCUGCUGCCACUGCUGCAGUCCCUACAACUGCUGCAAUCACACCCACUGCUGCAGUUCCUAUAACUGCUGCAGUCACACCCACUGCUGCAGUUCCUACAACUGCUGCAGUCACACCCACUGCUGCAGUCCCUACAACUGCUGCAGUCACACCCACUGCUGCAGUCCCUACCACCGAUGCUGCUCUUUGGCUGACCGACUGUGCAGACAUCCUCAGCAAUGGAACCGACGAUAGCGGGCUGUACACCGUCUACCCUCACGGCACUGCCCCUGGGGUGACCGUCUACUGCGACAUGGAUACAGGUGUCGGCGGUUGGAUAGUAUUCCAGCGGCGGCAUGAUGGGUCCGUGGAUUUCUACCGCGAUUGGCUCACAUACAGAAAUGGGUUCGGGAAUAUGUCUGGUGAGUUUUGGCUCGGCAACAAUAACCUACGACGUCUGACCGGAACGAACAAGUGGGAGCUGAGGGUGGAUUUAGUUGCUUGGGACGGCACCCAGGCUUACAGCAGGUACGGAUCCUUUGAGGUUAGAGGCGACGAGUACACACUACUGGUAGCUGACAAGAAACCGGGAGGAGGAGCAGGUGACUCUUUGAAGCAUCAUAACGGGAGCGAUUUCUCUACUCGGGAUCGGGACAACGACGGUUACCACGCAGGUUCUUGCGCCAAAGGGUCCCAGGGAGCUUGGUGGUACUCCUCAUCGUGCGGUUCGAGUCGUCUGAAUGGACCGUACAGGGAGCAUGCCGAUACCGUGCCGGGGGACGGAUAUGGUAUCAUUUGGACGACAUUCAAAGGUGUCGAUCCACUGAAGGAAUGUGAAAUGAAAAUCCGGCAAUUGCCAUAA
Messenger RNA from Asterias rubens (European starfish), 1377 nucleotides. Its product is annotated as angiopoietin-related protein 2-like. The record is from RefSeq and is a predicted model, not a curated record. The transcript is spliced from 7 exons. Lineage: Eukaryota; Metazoa; Echinodermata; Asteroidea; Forcipulatida; Asteriidae. The coding region runs from base 1 to 1377 and encodes 458 amino acids.